Molecule: messenger RNA, 495 nt
Organism: Rotaria sordida
Lineage: Eukaryota; Metazoa; Rotifera; Eurotatoria; Philodinida; Philodinidae
Source: the annotation of a GenBank genome assembly
AUGGAUCUCGAAUAUUCUUCAACAAAUCUUGAUGAUCAGGCAACAAUAAAUAAUCCUUCAAUUGAUUCAAAAGAAGAAUUAACAAAUUCUCAUGUAUUCCCAUCAAAUUUGCCGACAACACGUCAUCCAUCAGGUCGUGGUUAUGAAGUAUUUGUUGGUAAAUUACCACGUUAUUGUUUUGAAUUCGAAUUAUUUCCAUUAUUUGAACGUUGUGGACAAAUAUAUGAAAUGCGUUUAAUAAUGAACUUUUCAGAUUGUAAUCGUGGUUAUGCAUUUAUAACAUAUGCAAAUCGUGAUGAUGCUAAACAUUGUAUUAAAGAAUUAAAUAAUUAUGAAACACGUCCAAAUCAUUUAAUUGGUGCAUGUCAAUCAGUUGAUAAUUGUCGUUUAUUUGUUGGUGUAUUUGAACAAUUUAAACCAAAUUCAAUUGAACGUGUGAAAAAAUUAAAAGAUUAUGGAUUUGUUCAUAUUAAACAACGUGAUGAUGCUUUAUAA